Molecule: messenger RNA, 1732 nt
Organism: Venturia canescens
Lineage: Eukaryota; Metazoa; Arthropoda; Insecta; Hymenoptera; Ichneumonidae
Gene: CstF50
Product: cleavage stimulation factor subunit 1 Cst50
Exons: 4
Coding region: 186-1499 (437 amino acids)
Biological process (GO): mRNA 3'-end processing
Cellular component (GO): mRNA cleavage stimulating factor complex
Molecular function (GO): protein binding; RNA binding
Source: RefSeq, a predicted model, not a curated record
ACAGUGUCACAUAACCUCGACAAAGUUACAAAGCUUUAUUCUCCUUCCGCCUACCAAACGUGUGGCCGGUUUCCUAUCCGCUUUUCAUCGAUUGAUGGGCGGUAUUUGUUUUUUAUACAAAAGUACAACUAAUAAUCGCCAAAAUUCAGUCCCCGUCGGGAACCCCGGAAGUGAACAGCGGCGGGAUGAAAGAGCCCGAAGCUGAUCCAAAAAAUAUUAUCAAGAGUCGCGAACUCUUGUACAGGCUAAUUAUCAGCCAAUUGUUCUACGAUGGACAUCAAACUUUAGCAGUACAAUUAUCAAAUUUAACGCAAGCUGAGCCACCAUGUCCACCAUCAGAUCGUCUCCUGUAUUUGACUCUGUUGGGCAUGUCGCACGAGCCGGACAGAACCAAAAAGGAAAGCAAUCAACAGAAUUCACAAACUUUUACAAACUAUGACAACACCCUGGGACCUGGAUUAGAUCUUGAAUUUGAAACUGAAGCACAGACACAGGCACCAGAGCCGGCACAGUACGAAACAGCUUAUGUAACAUCGCACAAGGGAAAUUGCAGGGCCGGUGCAUUUUCGGCUGAUGGUCAAUUGAUAGCAACAGGUUCGGUUGAUGCCUCGAUAAAGAUUCUCGAUGUUGACAGAAUGUUGGCAAAAUCAGCACCUGACGAAAUGGCACCGGGUGAUCAGGGCGGUGGUCAUCCUGUAAUUCGUACACUCUAUGAUCAUUUGGAAGAAGUAACUUGUCUUGAAUUCCAUCCCAGAGAAUCGAUACUCGUUUCGGGUAGUCGUGACUUUACUGUCAAACUUUUCGACUUCAGCAAAGCUAGCGUUAAGAAAGCAUUUCGCACGAUAACCGAUGCUGAUCAAAUAAGAUGCUUAUCGUUUCAUCCUAGUGGUGAUUAUCUCGUUGUCGGUACGAAUCAUCCCGUUGUACGUUUGUACAACGUAAAUACUGCUCAAUGCUUCGUUUGCAGUAUACCGAGUCAUCAACACACAGCUGGUAUAACAAGCAUCAAAUAUGCCCUUGAUGCUAAAACCUAUGCUUCGGCUGGCAAAGACGGUAGUAUCAAAUUGUGGGACGGUGUUUCGCACAAGUGUAUCAAUACUUUUGUCAAAGCCCACGACGGAUACGAAGUAUGCUCGGUUACAUUCACGAGAAACGGAAAGUAUCUUCUCUCAUCUGGAAAAGAUUCACUGAUCAAAUUGUGGGAAUUGUCGACGAGCCGAUGCUUAAUUGCUUACACGGGUGCUGGAACAACCGGCAAGCAAGAACACAAAGCUCAAGCAAUUUUCAACCACACGGAAGACUACGUAAUGUUCCCGGACGAGGCGACGACUUCGCUUUGUGCGUGGAAUUCGCGUAAUGCAUCGCGUAAACAAUUAUUGUCAUUGGGGCAUAAUGGGCCAGUACGAUUGAUCGUUCAUUCUCCAACGGCACCAGCUUUUUUGACUUGCAGUGACGAUUUCAGAGCCAGAUUUUGGUUUAGAAGGAUGCCCACUCAUUAAGAUCGCGGAUGAAUUAUUGAUAAUUAUUUUUAUACAAGUUUGCUCAUAAGUAUUGAACAAGAUUUUUCUUCCCAUACUUGUUUUUCGGAUUCAAAUGAAAACUAUUGAUCGAUUCGGUAAAUUGGUAAAAAAAAGAAAAAGAAACCGUUACCUUUCCAUGGAUAAACCCGUAAAGAAAAUGCGACAUGUGUAUUUGUAUUUAUUAUUAAAAUCGAGUAGAUGGAAGAAACUAA